AUCUGACAUAAUCUGACAUGUGUACAAACAUAGCACACGUGGAUAAAAUGUCAUCGCUACACACCACCAGUGGAUGUUUACAUCGGAAAUAAAUCCAGUAAAAGUGAUGGAAAAAAUGCUGAAAAUAUAGUACAUCUUAAGUAGAGUAGCUCAAAGAAAUUCAGCCACAUUACGGUUGCAUAAAUCUAGCUCUGAAUAGGCCUACUCAAAGACAUGAAAGUAGUUUUAUUUUGUCUUAUCACCCUACCGCUGACAAUGGUAGUGGUGUGCUGUGCUCCAAAAACUGUGGAUGUGACAAAUGAUCGAAAGAAACGAAACGGUGAUCACACACCCUUAUACAAAGACGCCCUCUUUACCAGCCCCAAAACGGCAUACUUCCAGAAGAACCAAACGCACUACCUGCGAUGUACAACUUGGCGAUUUGGGGAAAGACUAAGCUCAGUGUUCUGGUAUAGGGGUGAAACCCUUGUGAUCAGGUUAUCUGAUCAGCUGGAAAACAUCAGAGCUGAACGGUACCAGUUGAUGGAUGAUCAAUCGGGCCUCAUAAUUUACAACGUCACUGAUGACGAUGGAGGACUUUACGAUUGCCGAGUCGUACCAACAGCUACGAAGAGAGAAAGGCAGGGCCUGGUUAAUGUCGAGAUCCUCGACUCUACAUUUCCAGCAGAUGCUGUUUCCAUGGACUCAAUAAACAUGGCAUUGUUGUCACAGAAUGUCGACCGACAAAAUGGCGGUCGAAUCAAAUGUCCCCAUUCAACCAUAGAUGCCUCCGCAACCUACUGGUCCCUUGAUAAAGGAGAAGGAGUCGAUACUGAUAUAAUUGGUGCCGAAUACUCGAAUGAAGACACCUUGGUACUUGAUAAAUAUAAAGGUGACUAUCAGAUCGUGAAUGGCGGAGACUUGCAGAUACUGUCAUUACAGCGCCCUCACCGGCGAUUUUGGUGUCAUCGCUUUCUGAACGGCAUGGCAGUAGGACUCGUUAAUGUCACUGGAGUAGUCCUCACAAAUCAAGAGAGGCCGAUUAUAACAGGCUGUGAACCUCCGCCUGGGGAUGGAUGUCAAGUAAACCCUGAUAAAGAUCUUCAACUCAAAUGCAGCGUACUCAAUGUCUACCCCAAGGUAACCUUGUAUUGGAAUGACGUCUCUAAGUGUGAUACAAACUUUAAGGAGGAGUCUUUGGAGAGUUUUGAUGAUGAUGCCAAGACGUUCAACCAGACCCAGCUGCUCACCGUCAAAGCAGGGAGCUUCUCUGAUGAUUGCCUGCCGAAGUUUGUUUGUAACGCGAUCGGUGCAGCCAUCCCAGUUCAACCUUUCAGUGCAGAGGUCACUCUACAAGUUGUAUCAGUCCUCACAAAUCAAGAGAGGCCGAUUAUAACAGGCUGUGAACCGCUGCCUGGAGAUGGAUGUCAAGUGAACUUUAACCCUGAUAAAGAUCUUCAACUCAAAUGCAGCGUACUCAAUGUCUACCCCAAGGUAACCUUGUAUUGGAAUGACGUCUCUAAGUGUGAUACAAACUUUAAGGAGGAGUCUUUGGAGAGUUUUGAUGAUGAUGCCAAGUUGUUCAACCAGUACCAGCAGCUCACCGUCAAAGCAGGGAGCUUCUCUGAUGAUUGCUUGCCGAAGUUUGUUUGUAAUGCGACCGGUGCAGCCAUCCCACUUCAACCUUUCGGUGCAGAGGUCGCUCUACAAGUUGUAUCAGGUGCGACAUGGAUCAUCUUUAUCUUGUUAUUUUUAGGUCUGUCUUUGAUUAUCAUGCUUAUUUUAGUAAUAAGGAGACGUACCUUUCUUAGAAAGAUCGUGAGAUCUCCAAACGUCGAAGCUAAUACGAUGGAGUCUGAUGACUCAAAAUACCAAUCACCUACAUCUACCGAAAAGACUGAGAUCGAGGUUGAGAUCGAACCAGAAGACAAAGGAUGCUACUUUGUAACACUUCAAGACGAGAGGCAAACUAUUAAAGACAAAGCAUCACAAUCUGAAGAGCUUAAACUAGUCGAAAAUGAUGAAAGCCAAACGUUAAUGCCCCAAACAUCGCAAAUUCAAGAACUGAAUCUAGACGAUCAUGUGACAGAACAUGUUGAGAUCCACCCAUCAGGUUCUAGUAGUUUCUUCCUCCGUCGAAUGCUAACCCAAGCCCAAAAUAUUGUUGUUAACAUUCACAAUCAUGUCAUUAAUAAAACACCCACAAAGCGGAAUCGAAGAAAACCAAAGCAGAAGAAAGACGGAAAGGGGGGCGCAUCCUAUCAAACAAUUUCCGUGGAAGCUGUUCCAGAGUCAUCUCCAUCUGAUCAACAUAACUUGGAAGUUGAGAUGCACGAGAACUCACUUACAAGUCCACGGCAAUUAAACAUGGCGGAUUCAACACUUCAAGAAGGGUACGAAGCUGAUGAGACAAAUCUUCAAGACGUUUCUGUUAUUCAGGAGACUCCGGAUACUCGUGAUGACCCUCAAGAGCAUUCCGAUCAACAGACGUCCCCCAAAGAGGUUACUUGUGAACCUCUGCAGAAAGUAGAACCCCGUCACAACAUAAAUGAAGCUAAUUCUGAGCCUCAUCUGACCGAAGAUAAGGCGAACCUUCAAAGAGAGGAUCCUUCAGAGAUAUCAGUUACUGAGGAUGAAGCUGCUUGCCCAACAGAUGCAUUUAAUGGAGCAUCAUCUGAAAUACAGACAAGCACAGCCUCGGAUAACACAUCUUCACAGAAACAAAAUGACGUAAUACAAGACGAGAACCAACAGAGCAAAGCACCUGAGCAAUCACCAGCUGCCUAUGGAAAGAUCCCUCCGAAACGUAAAAAAACUCAUGGAAAGACGCCUUAUCAAAAGUCAAAGAAUGUUCAAAGUGAGAUCAAAGAUUCUUUGAAACCAAAAGGAGUGGUCAAUCAAGCUGCGGGAAAUUCUAAGCAUGCAACGGGAAGAGAUACUGGCAACGUAACUGAUGAAGAAACAGAGCUUCGAUUAACUCCAGAUUCCGGUUAUUCGGGCAGUGCACAUUGUGGUCCUGAUGGUAAUGAUGAUGCUGUUGCUCCUGAAGAAAGCUCCGAAGAACAAUCUGCUAAGCCACAAGUCACCCAACCCGCUCUUAAUAACGACUUCAAUACUGAGUCAAGUCCUACAGAUCCACUCCUCGAUCCAACUGUCAAUCCAAACUCCGAAGAUGUUCAACAUCCACAUAAAAAAGAUCCAACUCAACAACCUGAAUCAAUCAUGAAACAGCCGUCACCUCAUCCCAAUCCUUUUCCAAACGUUACCCCUCAAGAACCCUCUAGUGACAACCCGUCUCAGAAAGAACAAGACGCUCCUCCUCUUUCAUUACCUUACAACGCCCAGAUUCAAAGUGACCCAUAUUACCCUUCCCCGGGUUCGAACACGAUAAAUCGCUGGCUUGAUGACACACCCAAAGCUGGCAUCCCUGAACCAUCGCUCCAAACAAGCCCUCAAGCUCCUCUUGCAGACCAAGAUGAUGCACCAAAAACUGGCAUCCCUGGAUCAACGCUUCCAAGUCCCCAAGCUGACCAAGACGGUCAUGUUCGCGCCCAAAGACCGGUAGUCUCUCCCCAAUCUGACUACUGUGAACCAUCUCCUGGUGUUGGUCCAGAAUCAAAUGGAAGCAGAUACCCAGAUCGCUUUUCAAGCGACGAUGAAUCCAUGGUUUCCGAAAGCGGUAAUGAGGUAGCGGAUGACACGCCGCAUAAUGGCGUCAGUGAUGACGUAGGUUACGAUCAGCAGCACGAAACGCCCUCAGUGGAGAUGGAUGAAGGAACUGCUGAUGACAUUUCACAGGCUUCUCCUCCAGAUAUAGAAAUGAAAGAAGACGAAAUUGUUGAACGUCCAAAACGUGACCCCAAGGAGCGACAGUCAAAGACCAAGGAUUUGCUGAGGAAACAAAACCCUCUUAAAAUUGAUAACUUUGUAGCCCAAAGACUGAAAAAUUCUACCGGUUAUUGAUCAUGGUGUUUGACAAGGGCGGUUUUUGUUAAAAUAAAACAACGGAUGAGCUCUGAGUUCUUUACCAAACAGUUCGCGGUACCUCAUGGGAAGCAGUCAGCUAAAGGUUACACUUCGUGAAAGAUGCGAGUCAGAGACCAGACUUGUCGUGUACGACGUCACAACGGGACUUGAAGUAUAUAAACUUCACUCGUUAUAGAUAUCCUCUUGUCAUUGCUUGUAUUUUACAAACUACUUAUUUUUUAAGUAUAUGUUUUUAAAGUUAAAACUCUUUAGAAGUUUGAUCCUUACAUUGUGCACUUUUUAAAAUUUUGUACGAUGUGAAGCGCCUUACUGUUUACAGUAUGCUGUUCACAAUAAUAAUGGUUCUUCAUGGAAUUCUUACUCUCUCAAUGUAAAGGAGUGAACAACCACUUGUUUGUCCGCCAUAACCCUCUUGCAAUGGGCCAUAUGGCGGACAACUCUUUUUGGAGUGAAAGACGGGUACUUUCAACUC
Asterias rubens (European starfish) is the source of this 4438-nucleotide messenger RNA. RefSeq lists its product as uncharacterized. The record is from RefSeq and is a predicted model, not a curated record. Bases 214 to 3942 code for a protein of 1242 amino acids. The transcript has 15 exons. NCBI's taxonomy places the organism in Eukaryota, Metazoa, Echinodermata, Asteroidea, Forcipulatida, Asteriidae.